Molecule: messenger RNA, 2034 nt
Organism: Teleopsis dalmanni
Lineage: Eukaryota; Metazoa; Arthropoda; Insecta; Diptera; Diopsidae
Product: arginine kinase
Exons: 2
Coding region: 131-1726 (531 amino acids)
Biological process (GO): phosphocreatine biosynthetic process
Molecular function (GO): creatine kinase activity
Source: RefSeq, a predicted model, not a curated record
AAAACGUUUUGGUUGGACAUUUUUUGGUUUAUUUAGCACUAAUAGUGGAAAGCCUGCCUUAGAAAAUAAAUCCACUGCUACAUCGAAAUCGAUAACAACAGACGCAAGAGACGAAGAGACGACAAAAACAAUGCCUGUUCCAAAGCAGAAACCUCAGCAGCCAAUACCGAGCAAUGGAACCCCAUUAUUGUCCGGUGGUGAAUGUUCUGCUAAAAAGCCAGCAAUGACACCUCAAAAACUAGGAACUAAAACAGAACUUAAACCUGAUCCGGAGUUAAAACAAGAAGUUAAGCCAGCUGUACCAGACCCUGUAAAGACAAUUAUUACUCCAUCCUCGCCAACUGUUAAGCAAGUUGAAAUAAAACAACCAUCUAAACCAGUACCAGCUGUUCCAUUACCAACUAAAUCUACAAUUUCCAUAAAAGAUGAGAAACCAAGCGUUGAUACCACAAAGAAUAAUAAUGAAAGUAAUGCUUUUAACGGUGUAAAGUCACCGCCGGUUCCAAAACUAUUUGAAGCCACAAUUCCAUUUGAAAGUAAUGAAAUUUUGAAAGCCAAUCUUAAAGAUGCUACAAACGAUUUCUUGGUUAAAGAGUCCAAAGUACCUACACCCAAAACCAGUGAACUGUUAUCGGCAAAAAGAAAUCAAGACACCAUGGUUGAUGCUGCUGUUCUUACUAAGUUGGAAGAGGGUUUUGCCAAAUUGGCUGCCUCUGACUCCAAGUCUUUGUUGAAGAAGUACUUGACCAAGGAAGUUUUCGACAACUUGAAGAAUAAGAAGACUCCAACUUUCGGCUCAACCUUGUUGGAUUGUAUCCAAUCUGGUUUAGAAAAUCACGACUCUGGUGUUGGUAUCUAUGCUCCCGAUGCUGAAGCUUACACCGUAUUCGCUGAUUUGUUCGAUCCAAUCAUUGAAGACUACCAUGGUGGUUUCAAGAAGACCGAUAAGCAUCCACCAAAGAACUUUGGUGAUGUCAAUUGCUUCGGCAACUUGGAUCCCAACAAUGAAUUUGUCAUCUCAACACGUGUUCGUUGUGGUCGCUCCAUGCAAGGUUAUCCAUUCAACCCAUGCUUGACUGAAGCCCAAUACAAAGAGAUGGAAGAAAAAGUCUCUUCUACUUUGUCUGGUUUGGAAGGUGAAUUGAAGGGUAAAUUCUAUCCAUUGACUGGCAUGGAGAAAGCCGUUCAACAGCAAUUAAUCGAUGAUCACUUCUUGUUCAAGGAAGGUGAUCGUUUCUUGCAAGCUGCCAACGCCUGCCGUUACUGGCCCUCCGGUCGUGGUAUCUACCACAAUGACAACAAGACUUUCUUAGUCUGGUGCAAUGAAGAAGAUCACUUACGUAUCAUUUCCAUGCAAAUGGGCGGUGAUUUGGGUGAAGUUUUCAGACGUCUAACCUGCGCUGUCAAUGAAAUUGAGAAGCGUGUUCCAUUCAGUCAUGACGAUCGUUUGGGCUUCUUGACCUUCUGCCCAACCAACUUGGGUACCACCAUCCGUGCCUCCGUGCACAUCAAGGUGCCAAAACUCGCUGCCAACAAGGCUAAAUUGGAAGAAGUCGCUGGCAAAUACAACUUGCAAGUUCGCGGCACCCGAGGUGAACACACUGAAGCUGAAGGUGGUGUCUAUGAUAUUUCAAACAAACGUCGUAUGGGUCUGACCGAAUUCGAUGCUGUUAAGGAAAUGUACGAUGGCAUCACCGAAUUGAUUAAGCUUGAGAAAAGCAUGUAAAUCGCUCACAAACAUGUAGAGCUUUAAACAGCGGCAUUAACAACAGCUGCUAUUACCUUUUAGGCGUUUAUUUAUUUUUUUUUAAUUAAGAUAACAAUGAUUGGCAUUGCGGCGGCAGGCAUGAUUCUCUGCAUUUCAAAGACUAACUACUUUGUUUAGUUUAAGGGGAGUUAUUUUUGCGGGAGUGCGUUCAUGACCAAUCGUUCUUCAUGUCGUUGUAAGGAAAAUACGAAACUACGCCUUCCUCGUAUACUGAAUAUCACCAUCAUUUCUACUACAACAACAGCAACAACCACCAACAAAAAAAA